CCCCGCCAGUGAGGAGGGUGUGGCUGGGAAGGCGUUGGCCGAAAAGGACGCAGCUUUGGGGCGCCAUGAUGUCUUCUCCUGCGUGGAGCGAGGAAGUAAACCAGGCUAAAAAGAACGCCCUUCUGGCUUGGGUGGAAGAGACUGGCAUCAAACUGGUACAGAUCAAUGGCCAGAGGAAAUACGGUGGCCCCCCACCAGGUUGGACUGGCGCCGUUCCACCACCUGGCUCUGAGAUUUUCAUAGGGAAGAUUCCACAGGAUAUAUAUGAGGAUAAACUAAUUCCUCUCUUCCAGAGUGUUGGGAGACUCUAUGAAUUUCGUCUCAUGAUGACGUUCAGUGGGCUUAACCGCGGCUUUGCCUAUGCGAAAUACGCAAACAGACGCGGUGCCCAGGAUGCUAUUGCCGCGCUCAACUCCUUUGAAAUCCAGGCCGGCCACCCCAUUUUGGUCUGCAGAAGUACAGACAAGUGUGAGCUCUCCAUUGAUGGUUUGUCUCUCUGUGUGAGAGAGGGACACCUUCUUCCAAUGCUGCAGGAACUGACUGCCGGAGUCCUGAGUGUUUCCUUGCACCCAAGCCCUUUCAGAAGGGAGAGGCAGCUGGCAGAGGUGAAAUACAGCUCCCACCAGGCAGCUGCAAUCGCCAGGAAAGCCCUUGUGGAAGGUAGCUUGUGCCUCUGUGGAGAUGACAUUGAAGUGGAUUGGCUAAAGCCAAAUAUAAAACAGGAACUCCACAGUGCCUCCGUUCGGGGCUUUCCGGAGAUUCCACCAUCCAGUUUUCCCCACAGAGAUGCCCCCUAUGAAGCACCUUCUGGGCCUGUGCAACCCGCGGUGGGCAGUGUGCUGGACUACCUGAAUUUGCAAUGCAAGGAACGGCAGCUGGGGCUCCCUGUAUUUCUUACAAAAUGUAUGCAAAAGAAUCGUGAAGGAUGGUUACAGUUCUGGUAUCAAGUGGUGAUACCUAAAUAUCCAUCACCUUUCAGUGGGUUUAUCUGGAUCAAGCCAGAACGUUCCGGCUUGGGGGCCCAUGAAAAGGCCAAGAAUGCAGUGGCACUGCAGCUACUCAAAGCUCUGGGAUGCCCAAUGGUGUAAGAGAACAGUCUUGCAAGUUCGGGAGAGGUCUGUGGGUCCCGUCCUUGCCCACUGAAAACCAGCUUGGAUAAAAUCCAUGGGGAGAGAAAUAGUGUGCCUGACAUCUUGUCUUUUUUUUGUUUUUUGGCGGGAAGCAUUGCUGCUUUUGGAGUCCUGUUAGAUUUUAAAUAGGUUGUCCACGCAGAUCUCAGUACUAAAUUGUUUUAAGUUAGUUUAUUUGAGUAUCCUUUUCAGUUUGGGGAAAUAAUGCAUGCAUAUUUCUCGGCAGGCAAUCUUAAGUUGGGGGCAUAUCUUGCAUUCACAACUUGAUUUCUGCCCCUC
Molecule: messenger RNA, 1409 nt
Organism: Lacerta agilis (Sand lizard)
Lineage: Eukaryota; Metazoa; Chordata; Lepidosauria; Squamata; Lacertidae
Gene: DND1
Product: DND microRNA-mediated repression inhibitor 1
Exons: 5
Coding region: 66-1088 (340 amino acids)
Biological process (GO): mRNA stabilization; negative regulation of miRNA-mediated gene silencing
Cellular component (GO): nucleus; cytoplasm
Molecular function (GO): mRNA binding
Source: RefSeq, a predicted model, not a curated record